AUGCCCCCUCCCUUCAUUAACUCCUCCUCCACCCCCACCGUCACCACCGCCCAGCUCCCUCACCCUGCCUCCACCGGUACCACCACCACUACAACCACAUCCACCUCCGCCACCGGCCAGACCCAUGCCUGUGCCGCCUGCAAGUACCAGCGCCGCAAGUGCACCCCGGACUGCCUCCUUGCCCCUUACUUCCCCCACGACCACACCCGCCAGUUCCAGAACGCCCACAAGCUCUUCGGCGUCAGCAAGAUCACCAAGAUCAUCGAGCACCUCGGACCCCUCGAGAAGGACGAAGCCAUGCGCACCAUCAUCUACCAGUCCGAUGCCCGAGCUCACGACCCUGUCAGCGGCUGCUACGGCAUGGUUCGUGACCUCCAGCGCCAGAUUGAACUCUGCCAGGCCGAGCUCGAGCUCGUCCUCCGCCAGCUCGACUUCUUCCGCCAGCAGGAGGCUGCCGCCGCCCUUGGCUGCGACCUCAUGUCCGGCCCCAAUGCCACUGCCGCCACCUCCACCGACCCCUUUGUCCAGGCCUUUGGCGCGUUGCCCUCCGAUGAGCCUCACCAGGCCAAUAACAAUGGCCUCGUGGACGAGUUUAAUGUCAACCAUAACAACGUUAACAGCGAUGCUGUUGCAUGGGCCAUGCAAGACUGUUCGUCUCCCACUUCCAACGGUAACAAUGGUGUCAAUGUGAUGCCUCAUCAUCACCAGCAGCAUCAACAACUAUUCCAUCAACACGUCGGUGAUGGUAGUGAUGAUCACGAUAAUGAUAAUGGCAAGCAGAUGCAGGGUUUCAAUAUGGUCGAUCAGUGCAACGAUAUGAAGCCGCUGAUUCUCGACUUGCCACCGGAUGAUCAUCGUGAGCAGCAUCACGACCUUGGAUUUUCGUCCGACGUAGCUAUAAACAGGAGUAAUCAACCGAUACUGGAGAUGGAUCAAUGCAGGAUGACCAAGAUAAGAGAAGAUGAUGAAGAAGACCAAAAUAAUCAAAGACAAGGAGUAAUCGAUUUUCAUCAAGAUCACAAUGAUCUAAAGGAUGCAGCCACCUUCUUUACACUCACAAAUUGUUCUUCGUAAGGAGGAAAAGAGAGAUAGAGGAGAUAAUCCUAAACAUUAGAGUCGAAAGCAGGCUACUGUGCUGCCAUUUUCGACAACGAUUUGUACCAUAGUUCGACAUUGAGUUAGAUCAUAAUAAUUUUUCUAAUUUCUUGUGUAGGAUUUAA
Punica granatum (pomegranate) is the source of this 1220-nucleotide messenger RNA. NCBI's taxonomy places the organism in Eukaryota, Viridiplantae, Streptophyta, Magnoliopsida, Myrtales, Lythraceae. The record is from RefSeq and is a predicted model, not a curated record.